GGGGGGGGGGGGGGGGCAGAAAAAAAAGUUAAUUACUUCCAUGACCUGAAAUCAACCCUAUCAGCUCAAACUGUCAAUAACCAGUUGGCUUCUUGCUAAGUACAGACCAGAACUAGCCCUGUAGAAAAUGAAAUGUUCCUGGGAAGCCCCAGAAACACAAUGCAGCCGGUUGUAUCCGUAACGCCCUCCGAGGAAACAAUUUCCGCCACAGGCAGCGUGGGGUCCUUGUGCCAGAGGAUGCUUUGGAGCCAGAGCUUCCACUGACUGGUUUGAACCUCAUGGCAUGGCACCAGGUCCAAAUGAACUGUGUGCCCUGGCAAGCAACACCCCCAGUAUUUCCAGUUCCCCAAACUGGGCUACAAUAAUGACCGCCUCUGGAAUCUUAAUUACGUACUGGAGGAAGGACAGUUCUGCUCUUCAGUGGUAGUAACGGGAAUUUGGAAUGAAGCAAAAAUUUUGUUUACUGGAAAGCAUGCUCUGUCAUGCAGGUUGCAAGGUGAGGGGGUUUCCAGUUCACUGCUGCCAAUCCCAUCUGCAAACAACCUGACUCCACAGCUGCAAAUUAGUUCCUCUCUACCCUCAGCUCUCUGAAACAGUUAACUUGUGGCUGUGAGACCAUCCUAUCUCCCUGCCUGCUCAACAAUAGAUCCAGCUAAACAAAUGCCUCCUAAUUGACUUUGAGCAACACUUGAUUGCUUUUACAAAAAACAAAAGAGAGGAAAACAUUGGGGUUUAUGAAAUAAUGACUAAUCCUGGAGCAAGAGAAAGGGGAUGGGUUGGAGCACUGGUGUCAAACAGAGAUUCAAUCUUGGCUGAAAGAGCCUCAAGACACAUGGGCCAAGUCAUUCAUCCCUCCCCAACUGCCCUCAUUUCCACACCUGCUGAUCUAAGCCAAACCCCUGCUAAAAUCCAAACAAUCAGGGCCGCUGGCAAAUGAAAAUUGGCGCAUUGUCUUCCCCAUGAGGGCUCUGAAAGGGCCACACUUAAUGAGGAUGGACUGACAGAGAGGUGGCUUGUAUGCUAUAAAAGGCGUCCCACAGUCUGGAGCAGCUCAGUCUGGGGUGCGCCGCCUGUUUGCCUGCUCUCGGCUUGCUCGAGCAUGGUCACGGCCCAGCGCAGGCACCCCUCGAGGUCGGGUGGCCCAUGGCUGCUGGGGCUCCUGGCGUGCCUGCUGCUCUGGGGCUCUCCAGGAGCCUGGGCGAGCUACCUGAGGAGAUCCUCCAGCUGCACGCCCAUUCCACACCACAUGGCCUUGUGCUACGAUAUCGGCUACUCUGAGAUGAGGAUUCCCAACCUGCUGGAGCACGAGACCAUGCCAGAAGCGAUCCAGCAGUCUUCCAGCUGGCUGCCCUUGCUGGCCAGGGAGUGCCACCCAGAUGCUAGGAUUUUCCUCUGCUCCCUCUUUGCACCAAUCUGCUUGGACAGGCUCAUCUACCCCUGCCGCAGCCUGUGCGAGGCCGUCAAGAGAAGCUGCGCACCCGUCAUGGCUUGUUACGGCUACCCCUGGCCUGAAAUCCUGAACUGCAACAAGUUCCCUGCAGAUCACGAACUCUGCAUCGCAGCAGUCUCCACAGAUGAAAAUUCCUCGAGCAGGAGAAUGCCCCGAGCCAGCUGCAAGGACUGUGAACUUGAGGAGGCCAGCACUGCCAGGGAGAUCCUGGAAAACCUCUGUGCCAAUGAUUUUGCAGUGAAAAUCCGAAUCCUGAGGAAGAACAUGACCACCACCAUCUCGGACUUCGACCUGGACCCCUCCAGGGUGGAGGUCCUGAAGCAUGGCCCACUCCUCAGAACUGAAAUCCCCACCAGGCUCCAGCAGUGGCUGGACAUAGAUGCUACCUGUGUCCACAACAUCAUGAGAGGCACCCAUGCAGGUGUCUUUGUUGUGAGCGGCGAAGUACAGAGCGACAAAGUGGUAGUGAACAAGGCCUAUGCCUGGCAGAAGAAGAACAGGAACCUGCACCAGGCAGUGCGGAGGUGGAAACAUCACCGCUGCCCUGAACAGGCUGGCCGGAAGGUCUGAAAAAUCUCAGUUCCAACAAUAAGAAACUGCUCCCUUUCCUAUGGCUAGAAAACUCCUUUCCCUGGCAGUUGGUGUUUUGGAGAUGUACAGUCAAUAUGUUUAGGUGAUUCAAAGCAGUCAUAGCCCACAGCUAGGGCCUCACUGCAGAUCUCCGUUUUACUGAGACAGAGUUCAGUAAAGGAUGCAGAUUUCAUGUAUUCUUCUCCCAAGGCUCUGCAGAUCCAGAGUGAUAGAUGGCUUUCUGUAGGAUCCAACAUCACAACAAAACUGAACUGAACUCUGCAGCCAAGCACAAACUAGAAGAGACCUUUAGUAACAGCUCCUUCUAGCUCUCAUCAUCAUCAACGCUGAUAGACAGUUCAGCUUCGUUAUUUGACCCUGAGACACUGAUGCUGUUCAAGUGCCUGCUUGCUUUCUGUCCAGAGAGAUUACACGCAAGUCGCCCUGACUGCUAAGUGAUGCUUUGUGUGUAAUGAAGCAAAUAUUUCACCCUUGAACAGUCUGAGGUAAAUUAAGAGGGAGAGGAGCCCACCCUGGCAAUGCCCAGCCCCUUAAAAGCUGAAUGCUAAACUCUGUUCUUGAGCGGUCAUUUAGGCUGUGCCUUCAGCUUGCUGCACUGAGACCUGAUGAGCACCUGCACAGGUAAAAGGAAACAGCCGUUUUUGAGCAGGAGAGGUACAGAGCAAAGAUAGCUGAGGGUUUCUGCAUAACAGGGAAAACCAUUUUUAAAAAUCAGAAAUUCAGUUUGGAUCAGAAGAUUCUGGUAACUGGGGAACUACCAAAGAUAUCAAGAGCCCUGAGAAAGAGCAGAGUGGGAACGUAACAUCAGCUGUCUAAACCUCUACUUUGGUGCACGACAGCAGCUUCGCUUGGGACUCGGAGGUGAGCCCCAGCCACAGCACAAUAGGAGCUACUUGCAGUUCUGAUAUGGGAGGAGGGGAGAAGUGUUACACAGCUGUCUGGCCUUCCACCUGCAUGCAAGAAAGACAGAAAAGAUGGCAAAACGCAUUCUCAGCAACUUCUCUGCAGCUCACUCACCCAAGUAAGUAGGGAUUGUAAUUCCCUGAAGGAGUAAAUACAGCUAUAGUUCUACACUCCAGAACACAGAGCAGAAAACAGCAAAUCACCAAAUGAGAAAACAAGUCAGAUUUCUACUGCCUAACAAAGCACUAUCUGUGGAAAGUAUUCUACACUGGAUUAAACUUGGGACUGAAAUAAGGAAAUAAGGGGGGAAAUGGCUUUCGGGAGAAAUGCAUUCUGCCUUGUUUGCAAUACCUGCAGUCUUGGUUGUGGAGACAGCCACCCUGUUUGAUGGAGACACAUUGCCUCCUUGUGCUCAUAAUGCACACCAACAACCCGUGAUGGGAUUUCCUCUACCGAUUUAGUGUGGGCCAAGAUGAACGUUCAGGCACUCACACUGUAAUUUAGUUGUGCCCUGACAUUUGUGCAGUGAUUACUUUUAUUCCAUGAGGCUCAAAAGAAAAACAGAGUGAGAUUUCCUAUUUUUAUUCCUCCACAAUGUCUUGUCUUGCAAACGGCCACCCAAUUCACAGAAUCUGCUGUCAGGUGGUCCCUGCAAUAGCAGUAUCUUCUGAACAGACUGCAUUUGGAAAACACAUCAGAACACAUAAAAGCUCUGAAGGUUGAAAAGGCUUCGUCUGGUACUUGUUUUCCAUUAAUAGGAUUAUUUGAUUACUAGUGUUUCCUAACUAAAAAAUGCACAGAUGGUCUGACUUACAAGCUUUAGAAACAGUAUCUCUUAGCCAGAGGGGGAAAAAAAUAGGGCAGGGACUUUUUCAAAGCUCCACGAAAUACGCUUGGGUUCUAUGCAGAUGACUUACCCUCAUUUGAAAAACAAACCACAAGCUCCCCUACAGUGCUCAGUGCCAUGCUCCAAAGCAGAGAGCUUACAUUCAACCAUUAGCGAGCCACCCCCUGCUGUAGUCCCACUACAACUUGCUCUGCUGAAAGCAAAGAUCACAGACCAACCACUUAUUUCCUUGAACUGUCUCUCACAUGCCACAACACACUCUGUUAAAGCCCCAGAAAGUCAAGGGUCCUUUCUGCUAGCGACUUCUGGGUUUGUCUUACACACCCAAGUUAUAUACAUGCUUCCACUAAUUUAAACAACAGAGGCACAAUAAAUUAGUUUUUUUAAAUCAGUUGAUUUAGGUUGGUACUGUUUGCACAGAUAGCGAAGCCUCUGGAAGUCUUUUUAAAGUCAGAGCUGGUUCCUGGCAGGUUCAUCUGGGAGAUAAGAGCUGUCUUGCGACUUGAGGUUUCUAAAUAAGGGACUCCUUAUCGAAGGACAAAGGAGAACAGACUCGUGUGGCAUCUCACAUGUUGAAUGUCUGUCGCUGUCUGUAAUACCAUCCUCAGGGAGCAAAGCUUCCCUCGGAACUGAUGGAGGUGCUGGAGUGACAAGUUAAAAGCUGUGGGAUUACUGCCGCCAGGACCAACCUGCCUUUUACCAACUUCGGCACCUUCCUUGCAGGCCAGGAUCAACUCCUUCACUUAAGUAGUACCGGUAGGGAACAGAAGGUGGAAACAAGAGCUUUCCCGAGUGAUUUUUCCUGAGUAAAAAACCAGAGUGAUUGCUCCAGACUGUGGUCCUGGUAAUGACAUCAGUUUUGUGAUCACUAUCAGGUAUCAGUUCCAGGUUGGUGUGUCUGUUUACUUAAUGCCAGACAGAAAUCCACUUAGAAAUGUGCAAACCAGGAGUACCACAUAUGUAGAAAUGACAAAAGGACUUUGUAUAUUUCUUCCAGAUACUUACUGCAUUAAAGGAGUUUAAUAAGAAACCUAUCUGAUUUAUGACCAGGUUUUCAGUGCACAUAAUCUAUUUGGAAUGGGAAAAAACCUCUCCUUUUGUAUUAUUGAGAAAGCAUCUAAAAGACUCUCAAUGCUAUCUUCUGAGAGACAACAGGUUUUCUCUAACUUUGCAAUAGUAGGACUUUCGUAAUCAUCUGUCCCAAAAAAUGAACUUGUAUAUUCUCAGUGGAUUUCCAGAACACAGAGCUCAAGCUUGAUCAAUGAGACUUUACCAGUCACAGCAAAAAACACAGAAAAGUAAAGAAGGUUUUAAAAUACUUGAAAGACAGAUGUUGCAUGGCUGUAUUAGGGCAACCAGAAAUAAAGAUAAAUCUAGAACAGGACACAAAAUGGUGGAAGACAUUAGAUCUAUCACUUCUCCUGUUACUCGCUUCCUCAGCACUGAGGCACCGACACUAAAUUGCUUCAUCAUCAUUUAUUACCAAAAGUUUGGGGGUCUCUUGUCCCUUCCUAAUACCGAGCAGCUUCUUCGAGGUCCUCUUCAGUGAUCCGCUGUCUAUUCAGGGCAUUUUAAAGAGAAUCUGAAAAACCCGGAAAGGUUAAUCUUCCAAAUUCUGCAAAGUGGGCCAAGCAGAAGAAGCAACCUCUGGGAAUACGGUAUCAAAACGCCCUAAGCAACAUCGCACGCUUUUUAACGCGGGCCCGCGGAACAGCGGCGCGGGGAGGCGAAGCAAACACGCGAGGAGCCGUUUCCCCCCGAGUGGGUGUAAGGCCGCGGCGGGGCCCGGGACCCCUCAGCCGGGAGGGCAGCGCGGACAGCGGGGCCCCCGGCCCUGCCCGCCGGUUCCCGGGUGGCCCCCGAGCCAGCCGCGGGCCGCCCACCCGUACCGGCGCGCCUGAGGGCCGGCCCGUGCCGCUGCCCCAACAGCGGCGGGGGGAGGCCGGU
Messenger RNA from Falco peregrinus (peregrine falcon), 5738 nucleotides. Its product is annotated as secreted frizzled-related protein 5-like. Gene Ontology annotation, molecular function: Wnt-protein binding. The transcript is spliced from 4 exons. The record is from RefSeq and is a predicted model, not a curated record. Gene Ontology annotation, biological process: non-canonical Wnt signaling pathway; canonical Wnt signaling pathway; negative regulation of canonical Wnt signaling pathway. The coding region runs from base 1100 to 2020 and encodes 306 amino acids. Lineage: Eukaryota; Metazoa; Chordata; Aves; Falconiformes; Falconidae.